AUGAUUAUUAAAAAAUGGAAAAUAUUAGCUAUAUUUUUGGGAGCUUAUUUAUUAUGUGUGAUAGGACAAAAUAAUUCAACAACAUUAACAAAUACAGUAAUAGUAGAAUCAACAACUUCUAUAAAUUCUAAAAUUCAUAUUAAUUGUCCAUUUCAUACAAAUUAUUGGUUUAAAACUUCUAACAAUACUACAUCAAUAUUUUCAUCUCUUAUAAAUGGUUUAUUAACAACAAUGGAUACAAUUGCUUCUCCACUUUGUUUAGCAUAUUGUUAUAUAACUUCACUUUAUGAUUCUUUUUCGAAUAUUCCAAAAAAUUAA
Molecule: messenger RNA, 318 nt
Organism: Strongyloides ratti
Lineage: Eukaryota; Metazoa; Nematoda; Chromadorea; Rhabditida; Strongyloididae
Exons: 2
Coding region: 1-318 (105 amino acids)
Source: RefSeq, a predicted model, not a curated record